AGUGUAAAACUGCCUUCUGUCCGUAACGUGUCGAACCAUAGUCAGUCGAGUGAACUGUCGUACUGUUCCACCUUCUCGAAGAGCUUUUUAGAGAAAGAAAGCGCUUGGACUCCGGAAAUCCUCAGAUUUUCAUAUCACGAGAAGUAACGGCAGACCUUGAAUCGCCUUAUUUUUUUCUGCAUAAAAAAGGUCACUUUUUACAGCUGUGGAUGGGUAUCAUUAUCAUCGGCUGACGGGGCCGUUAAAGACAAUAUUUGAUCUGCUAGCGUGGUAGCAUAGCUCGUACCCGAUGAGUAUUCGAUUGACGGGUGGCCAUAUGGUGAAGCAGAGGAGGUUUAUCGGGAAUACCAAUAACAAAAUGAUCAAUAUACGGAAACAUUUAUAGAUAUAUCUUAGAGAGAUAAUUUAGUGCGAUACGAAUGUAGAAAGGCGCCGUUCCACGCGCGAGCUACAUACAAAAGCGGGUCUGUAUGUUCCUGAACAGAAUUCAUCGGGAAUUUCAAGGAAACAAACGGUUUGCGUUACUGGCGCAAGACGCGCUGUCACAUGUUGUAAAGAGAAUUACAGGUUCGACAACGGAUCGUGAAAUAUUUCGGUGGAUUCCUGCGUGCCGGGAAACGUGGUGCUAGAUCCGCGCGCGUGCGCAGAUCUAGAUGUGAUUGCAUUUGUGAUUCGAUUUCCUGUUUUACAUUUCACCCAGAUUUAGAGGGAUUUCUUUCUCUUGCUAUUAUGAUUUUAGAUAUUAUCGUAGAUUUUACGGAGGAGGAAGCGUAAGCCAAAGUAAUCGAGUAUUAUCUGCAGUAUUCAUUUCGCCCGUAACUCCCGCGGUAUUAAUGCAGAGAGAACUAACAAAUUUACAUAUCACAACUGGACAAACACGUGGUCGGGCUGUGCGAGAACGGAUGGCGCUUUAAUUUACAAAGUCUGACUAAUUUUCGACCCGUGUGCCGAGCCAGGCAGAGUUUCAUCAUAAUGAGUCUUUAAUUAAGAAUGCGCGAUGACGCAGCGAGUUUACCCGUUCUCCACGAAUCCCCGCGAGGGGUCACAGGAUAUUCAAAUGGAGAGGUGCAAAUCAAAUCACUCCCCCCGCCAGGGAAAGAUCCUCUCGAGAUACACACAACACGACAAGGAGAAGGAUAAACAUGAAGCCGAAUACAUGCUGCAGGAAAAUGGCAAAGCAAUGGAAUUUAUGCCACCGCAAACGAAGGAGAAGGAUAAGACAGCGUCGCAGCAGCCAUCGAUGCCACCCGUGCCUUAUUACAAACUCUUCCGAUUUGCGACGUGGGGCGAGUUGAUAUUGAUCUUCGCCAGCUUGAUACUGGCCUCCUUAGUAGGUCUGUGCAUUCCAAUCGCGACAAUCGAGUAUGGAGAAUUCAGUACGCUAUUAGUGGAUCGUAAUAUAGAAAAUCACACGAGCACAAAAACCAUCAUAAUGGAAUUAUUCGGAGGUGGAAAAGUUUUAGGCCCUAACGCAUCGUACGAAGAAAGGAUGGAUGCUCUCUACAAUGACGCGGUAGCUUUCGGCAUAUCCUGCGCGGUGUUAUCGACAGUUCAGUUCUGUCUCGCAGUAGUCAUGGUCGAUUUGCUCAAUGUCGCCGCUGGAAGACAAAUUUCUAGGGUGCGCAAGAUGUUCCUAAAAGCUGUCCUUAGACAGGACAUGGCGUGGUACGAUACCAAUACGUCGACCAAUUUCGCCAGCAGAAUCACUGAGGAUUUAGACAAGAUGAAGGAAGGCAUCGGGGAAAAACUCAGUAUCUUCGUGUAUUUGACGACCUCAUUCAUUUCUUCGAUCAUCAUUUCGUUCGUGUACGGUUGGAAGUUAACUCUGGUCGUGUUAAGUUGCGCGCCGAUCAUAAUAAUCGCCACAGCCAUAGUCGCCAAGGUGCAAAGUUCACUGUCAGCCUUAGAAUUGGCGGCUUACGGUCAAGCCGGUAGCGUCGCCGAGGAAGUUCUCGCCUCCAUUAGGACCGUGGUGGCUUUCAACGGCGAGCAGAAAGAGGUGGAGAGAUACGCGGAGAAACUCGGGCCCGCAGAGAAGACGGGUAUUAGAAGAGGAAUGUGGUCGGGAAUCGGGGGCGGUGUUAUGUGGCUCAUUAUAUAUCUCAGCUACGCCCUGGCGUUUUGGUACGGUGUGCAAUUAAUCGUGGACGAUCGCCCGAAGGAGGUGAAGGAGUACACGCCGGCGGUGUUGGUGAUCGUGUUUUUCGGCGUUUUAUCGGGCGCGCAAAACAUGGGUCUGACCUCGCCGCAUCUCGAGGCCUUUGCGGUCGCGAGGGGAUCGGCAGCCGCGAUUUUUCAACUUCUCGAUCGCGUGCCGGUGAUCGACAGUCUGAGCAAGGAGGGCAAGCGGCUGGAGGCCGUCAACGGCGAAAUCGAAUUCAAGAAUGUCAAAUUCUGUUAUCCGGCGCGAAAGGAUAUUCAGGUGCUGCAGAGUUUGAAUCUCAAGAUCAAUCACGGCGAAACAGUGGCGCUCGUGGGCGGAUCCGGAUGCGGAAAAUCGACCUGUUUGCAACUCAUUCAGCGGCUCUACGAUCCUCUCGGUGGACAGGUCCUUCUGGACGGGGUUGACGUGUCGACGCUGAACGUUCACUGGCUACGCUCGCACAUCGGCGUGGUCGGGCAGGAGCCGGUGUUAUUUGACACAACUAUACGGGAGAAUAUCCGCUACGGAAACGACAGCAUCACCGAGGAGAAGAUGAUUAAAGCCGCGAAGGAAGCGAACGCUCAUGACUUCAUCAGCAAAUUGCCGGAGGGAUACGACAGUCCAGUGGGCGAGAGAGGAUCUCAACUAUCGGGUGGGCAAAAACAACGAAUUGCCAUCGCGCGCGCGUUGGUGAGGAAUCCGGCGAUUCUUCUGCUGGACGAGGCGACGUCCGCGUUGGACGUUCACAGCGAGGCGACCGUGCAAAAGGCUCUCGACGCUGCAGCGAAGGGAAGGACGACGAUUAUAGUCAGUCACAGGCUCUCCACGAUCACGAAUGUCGACAGGAUCGUAUUUAUCAAGGACGGGGUCGUCGUCGAGCAGGGCAGCCACGAAGAAUUAAUGGCACUCAAAAACCACUAUUACGGGCUGCAUUCCGCGCACGAAAGAGACCUAGCUAAAGACAAGGCCACAAGAGCUGCCGCCAAGGCCACGGUGACAAGCCCGAAAAUGAAGACGAAACCGCCACUGAUGAAGCAAUUCUCGACACUGUCGAUGCACUCUCAUCGACUCUCGCUCGCGAGAUCCAGUACUUCGGAAGAAUUGGACGAGCACGAAAAACCUUACGAGGCGCCCAUGAUGAGGAUAUUCGCGCUGAACAAACCGGAGUGGCCGUAUAAUUUAGUCGGAUGCCUCGCGGCGGCGACGGUUGGCGCGUCCUUCCCAGCUUUCGCCGUGCUGUUCGGCGAGGUCUACGCCGUGCUGGGUCUUUCGGACGCGGAUGAAAUCGUGCAGAGAACCGUCUACUACUCGAUACUCUUCAUCGUCGUCGGCAUUGUCACCGGUGUCGGCACUUUCCUGCAGAUGCACAUGUUCGGCCUGUCCGGCGUGCGCAUGACGACGCGUAUAAGAAAAAUGGCGUUCGCCGCGAUACUGAAGCAGGAGAUGGGCUGGUACGACGAGGACUCGAACAGCGUGGGCGCGCUCUGCGCGAGAUUGUCGUCGGACGCCGGGGCCGUUCAGGGCGCGACCGGGACUCGCGUCGGCUCUGUGCUUCAGGCGUUCUCGACCCUCGUCAUCGGCAUCGGUCUCUCGAUGUAUUACACGUGGAAAAUGACGCUGGUCUCGGUGGUCUCGAUCCCGCUGGUGCUCGGCGCGGUGUUCUUCGAGGCGAGGGUGAUGAGCGGCCAGGGUAUGCAGGAGAAGAAGAAAAUGGAGGCGGCCACGCGAAUCGCCGUCGAGGCGAUAACCAACAUCCGCACGGUCGCCAGCAUCAACAAGGAGGAGUUGUUCUUCAACAAGUACUGCGUGGAGCUGGAUCACGUCGCCAAGGCGACCAGGAUCAGAAACAGAUUGCGGGGAAUAGUGUUCUCGUGCGGGCAGACCGCGCCGUUCUUCGGAUACGCCAUAAGUCUUUAUUACGGCGGCUACCUGGUGGCAAGGGAAGGGCUGGAUUAUCAGAAUGUCAUCAAGGUGUCGGAAGCGUUGAUCUUCGGCUCGUGGAUGCUCGGCCAAGCGUUGGCCUUCGCGCCCAACUUCAACACGGCCAAAAUCUCGGCUGGCAGGAUAUUCAGGCUGUUGGACAGAACGCCGGAAAUCACUUCGCCGUCGGAAUCGGAGGGGAAGGACCUGGACUGGAAAGCGGACGGCUUGAUACAAUUCUCGAAAAUCGACUUCCACUAUCCGACGCGGCCGGAGAUGCAGGUGCUCAAAGGGCUAAAUCUAAUCGUGAAGCCGGGUCAGAUGGUGGCCCUCGUGGGCCAGAGCGGUUGCGGAAAGUCCACGUGUAUUCAGCUGCUGCAGCGGCUCUAUGAUCCGCUCUCCGGCAGCGUGACGCUGGACCGACGCGACAUCGCCUCGGUCUCGUUGACCAGCCUCAGGUCGCAGCUCGGCGUUGUAGGCCAGGAGCCCGUGCUUUUCGAUAGAACAAUAGCGGAGAAUAUCGCUUACGGCGACAACAGUCGACAGCCGCCGAUGGACGAGAUUAUCGAGGCCGCCAAGAUGUCUAAUAUCCACAGCUUUGUCGCUUCCUUGCCGUUGGGUUACGACACGAGAUUGGGAUCAAAGGGCACGCAGCUUAGCGGUGGCCAGAAGCAACGAGUGGCGAUCGCGCGUGCGCUACUGAGAAAUCCUCGAAUUUUGCUGUUAGACGAAGCCACUUCAGCUCUCGACACUCAGAGUGAACAGGUCGUGCAAGCGGCCCUCGACAAAGCCAUGAACGGCAGAACGUGCAUCACCAUAGCUCACCGUCUGGCCACCGUAAGGAACGCCGACGUGAUCUGCGUACUCGACCGUGGCGUCGUGGCCGAGAUGGGCACUCACGACGAUCUCAUGCUGGCCGGCGGUCUUUACGCUCACCUGCACGCCCUCCAGGAAGCCUCUGUGUCAUAAACGCGCUCGGAUUCCCGAUUUUUCUUCCCCGUCUGCGCGAUCGGGCUGUCACGGAUUGCACUCCGGCAACGGGAGUUCAAUUGAAGGACGGUGAAGCGCCGAGCGGGAAACAGAGGAGAGCCAACCGCGCAAGACCGCAGUGCAGACUUCGAGUGGCCGCAGCCACCGCCGGAUACGUCCGCAGGCUGCGAAACGUAAGCCACGGGACGUGAGAGACAAACGACGUUCAAAGAGACGGACGCGCCAGAACGAAAGGCGGAUCCUACGGAUUCCUAAAGGUUCACUUAGCGAGCCGGCCCGCCGGUCCUUCCUGCGGCAAGCGCGACGACAGGCAAUAUCCGCAAUUCAAUAUCGCGGCAAUUGAUUUUUGACGAAAAUUUAAUUUAGAAGUCCAAAUUCAUUCCAUGUCCUUCUCGUUGUGUGUAGCCCGGAAUUUUUUAAUUUAAUUCUAAACCACGGUGACACAGGAACUCCAGUGAUUCUUUUUUCUUUUUUGUUAUAGUCGGUAUUUCAUUCAUUUUUUUUGUUUUUUUUACGCAUAUUGACAUGCGUAAAUCGACACGAGUAGAUCGCGAUGACAAUAUUAAAAGUUCUUCUAUGAAUGUAAACUUUGCGUUUGCAGAUUUUUAUCGCUAUAUUUCAUUAGAUUCGUAUUCUGGACAGCGGAUUCUGGAUGUAACGUCGCGCUCUCUUUCUUUCUCUCUUUCUCUCUCUAAAUCUACAUCUAUCACCCCAAUAUGUCGCGUUCACUAUUUCUUCUCCGUUAGUUUUGUACAAAAUGUUCGCGGCUGAUAGACUUAAGCCCGCUUAAGCUAAAGGCAUUUUUACCGAGGGCGUGCAACAUUGCUUCUCCUGGCGGCCACGUUACUUCAUUAAGCAUCGUAUCCCGCGCACCCACGUAACGGUCCAUCCUUUUAGACGGCAAAACGCGUCACGCGGCAUUAUCCGUAAUGGCAGGCGACGUAAUAGACUUUACCGGUCCCUCUGCUCCGCCGCCAUUCAUAUGCGUCGACUUUUCUCCGCAGCGUUUUCUCGGGCGAUAAUAUUUUCCCAUGCGCGCACAGGUCUCUUAGAAGCUUCACAAGAGCCGUCAUAUUUCGCGGCAGAUGCGAAAAAAGAUGGUUAUCUUUCUUUCGUGAAAAAAAAAAA
Linepithema humile (Argentine ant) is the source of this 6181-nucleotide messenger RNA. RefSeq names its product Multi drug resistance 49 (gene Mdr49). Gene Ontology annotation, cellular component: membrane. The record is from RefSeq and is a predicted model, not a curated record. NCBI's taxonomy places the organism in Eukaryota, Metazoa, Arthropoda, Insecta, Hymenoptera, Formicidae. Gene Ontology annotation, biological process: transmembrane transport. Gene Ontology annotation, molecular function: ABC-type oligopeptide transporter activity; ATP hydrolysis activity; ATP binding.